Molecule: messenger RNA, 1302 nt
Organism: Camponotus floridanus (Florida carpenter ant)
Lineage: Eukaryota; Metazoa; Arthropoda; Insecta; Hymenoptera; Formicidae
Gene: Zfrp8
Product: programmed cell death protein 2
Exons: 4
Coding region: 187-1257 (356 amino acids)
Cellular component (GO): cytoplasm; nucleus
Source: RefSeq, a predicted model, not a curated record
GUAUAUUGUAAAUGACCAAUGAAGUUUACAAAAAAGCGAGCGAGCACGUGUUGUUUUGUCAAUCACCACAAAUAUGGAGAUACUUGUUUAAAAAGAAAAAAACAUUGUCUCGAAAUAUAGACAUAUAUUUAUUUUGACAAAUUUCUGUUGAAAUUACAGCCGUCUUAUCAACUUAUUGUCUUAAACAUGGCAAUCGAUUUAGGAUUCGUACAGACAUGCGAAUCAUGGCGACUGACAAGUAGGUUCUUUCCUAGUAAAGUGGGUGGUAAGCCGGCCUGGCUCGAUCUGAAAAAUAUUCCCGGUAAAAGUGAUCUAGAAUGCGAGUAUUGCAACGAUGUUUGCAUAUUUCUGUGCCAGAUCUACGCACCAUACGAAGAAAACACCGAUGCGUUUCACAGGACUAUAUAUAUUUUUAUAUGCAAAAACGUAGAUUGCUGCAGACUGAAUCAGAAUGGAAAUUUGAAAGUUUUUCGAUCACAGUUGAAUAAAGUCAAUAUUUUUUAUCCGUCUGAACCGCCCGUCGAACAGAAGGACUGGAGGACAGACAUUGAUGUGUCACAUUGGGCAAAAAUAUGUUGUAUAUGUGGGAUUGCAGCACCGAGUCAUUGUGGUAAAUGUAAAGUUGUCAAUUAUUGCUGUCGUGUACAUCAAGUAUAUGAUUGGAAGAAUGGACAUAAAUAUACAUGUAGCACAAAGACAAAUAAUGAUAAUAAUGCAAAUAAUGAUUUCUUGUUUCCCGAAUACGAGAUUGUAAUAGAGGAUGAUGAUUUUAUGAAAGAUAACAUCGAGCAAGAUGAUCUUGAAAGCGAACAGAAAGAAAUUGAAAAGUAUAAUGCUAUGAUCCACAGUGGCAAAGCUGGAAGUUUUCAACAUGAAGAUGUUAAUGAUGAUUUACUACAGAUAGCUAAUAAUGAAAAAGAUGAAAUAUUUGCAGAGUUUCGUAUGAAAACAGAUAAUUAUCCAGAUCAGAUUUUAAGAUAUGAUAGAGGAGGAAAAAUUCUAUACAUAUCACAACAUAACCAGAUAAUAGAUAUACCAAAAUGUACAGAAUGCAAUGGCAAUAGACAGUUUGAAUUUCAAAUAAUGCCCCAGCUACUAAAUUUCUUAGGCUUGAAAGAUAUUGUCAAGAGUCUUGAUUGGGGAAUAUUGGCAGUUUUCACAUGCAAACAAUCUUGCAUACCUAAUGGUAAGUACAUAAAAGAAUAUAUAUGGAAGCAAGAUAUUGUACAAAAAGAAAUUGACUCGAAAACAAACUAGGAUACAAGGUGAAUAUAUUCAUCUUGCUUAUUUGAUAUACAUUUA